Messenger RNA from Phycodurus eques (leafy seadragon), 2680 nucleotides. RefSeq names its product matrix metallopeptidase 28 (gene mmp28). The transcript has 8 exons. Gene Ontology annotation, biological process: extracellular matrix organization; proteolysis; collagen catabolic process. Bases 48 to 1628 code for a protein of 526 amino acids. Gene Ontology annotation, molecular function: zinc ion binding; metalloendopeptidase activity. NCBI's taxonomy places the organism in Eukaryota, Metazoa, Chordata, Actinopteri, Syngnathiformes, Syngnathidae. The record is from RefSeq and is a predicted model, not a curated record. Gene Ontology annotation, cellular component: extracellular matrix.
GAAGAACCUUCAGCGGUUGCCAUGAGCAGUCCGGCCGUCGACCGGUAAUGCGCGGCGGCCGCUCGACGAUGACCCGGGCUGGACGCCGCGUGGAGCCCGCCUGGUUCUUGGCCGUGGCUUGUUUGCUCAGCGCUGGCAGUGCUGCUCCGCUCCCACCACUCGAGCCACAGGUGUUUUUGGAAAAAUAUGGCUACCUUCGAGACGACGACUUCAUCCACAAUGCAGUUGAGCUGCGGUCAGCAAUCCGGGAGUUCCAGUGGUUGUCUCGUCUACCUGUGACAGGUGAAUUAGACAGCGCCACCCUGAGGCAGAUGGCCGAACCGCGCUGUGGCGUGUCGGAUGAGGGCAGCCAGCAGGUGUGGGCUCAGAGGGUGAACCUCAUCUUCACUGCGAGGAGUUCCGCUGCAGCACUGCCGUGGCUCCGCAGGAAGCGCUCCGCGGGAAAAGCUGACAAGUGGUACAAGCAUCACCUGUCCUACCAGAUCGUGAACUGGCCCCUCCACUUGUCUCUGGGCUCAGUGCGACUGGCAGCGAGCGCCGCUUUCCAGCUGUGGAGCAACGUGUCAGGCCUGGCGUUCCGGGAGGCCCCUGAAGGGCCCGCAGACAUCCGCCUGGCCUUUUACGAGGGGGACCACAACGACGGCGCCGGCAACGCCUUUGACGGGCCAGGGGGAACUCUGGCUCACGCCUUCCUGCCCCGCCGAGGGGAAGCCCACUUUGACAAGGCCGAGAGGUGGACCCUAAACGGACAUAAGGGCCACAAUCUGUUCAUGGUGAUGGCCCACGAGAUCGGACACACUCUGGGUCUGGAGCACUCGCCCGUGCGUCACGCUCUCAUGUCGCCGUACUACAAGAAGCUGGGUCGCAGUCUGGUCAUGAGCUGGGACGACACCCUGGCCGUGCAGCAGCUGUACGGUAAGCCGGCAGGUGAUCGGCUUGUGCGCCUGCCGGGUGAGGUGUUGCACGCCGCGCUGCAGGAGUGGGAGUUCAUGGAUGUCCACAACGGGCACGAGGGCGGCCUGCCUCUCUACUGCCAGUCUGGCGUGUUUGACGCCAUAACUCUCGACCCGAACGGGACAGUGCUGGUGUUCCGAGGCAGCGUGUACUGGAGCGUGUCGGCUGAGGGGAGCGUGAGCGGCCCGCAUCCUCUUCGCCAGCGUUGGGCUGACCUCCCGGCGGCCAUCGAGGCCGCUGCCUUCUCACCGCUGGACGCAAAGUGGUACUUCUUUAGAGGGAAGCGCAUAUGGCGCUACACGGAACAAGUGCUUGACACCGGCUUCCCCCGUCAGAGCACUGAUGUGGGCCUACCUCGCCACCCGGACUGCGCCUUCUUCUACGCCCCUUUGGGACAAAUGGUACUGCUCAAGGGGUCUCGCUACUUUGUCCUCAACUUGCAAACCUUUAGCCGAGAGCCUUACUACCCCCGCAAGCUGAAAGACUGGACUGGCGUGCCACAGGGUACCAACGGGGCGCUGAGCCGGCCUGACGGGCGCCUCUACCUUUUCAGGGAGCGCCACUUCUGGAGGUUUGACCUGGUAAAAGUGCGGGUCACUAGAGUGGGCCAGUGGUCCAAAGAGCUGAGUUGGACUGGUUGUAGUGAAGCUCCUCGAAGCAAUGCCAUCCUUUGACCAGUAGAGGGAGCUGCUUUAUCUUUUGCAGGGGCACAAGAAGGGACGCUCAGUUACCACUGUACUGUUUUUCCAUUUGAUAGUUUUAUAUUUAUAGCCUAAAAGUGUUUUUUAUAGCAUUAUUUACUGUACAUAUGACUUUAAUACUGUAUUAGCGUACUUUAGUGAUAGACUAGGAACACAACUCCGUCAGGGUUAUGUGUCUAAUGUAAAAAGCCAGUUAAUAUUACUGCGCAAUUGUAGCCAUGUUUGAACAACUGUGUGGACUGGGAAUUUAAGUGAACAUACGAAUUGCUACAAUAUCAAUAUCACUCAUUAGUAUUUGAAAGCUUUUAAUUUGAUGAGCAUGUCUAACACUAGAUUGUUGACGUUGAAGAAUUUGACACGGCUGAGCAAAUCUAAACGUCAACAGCCGGGUGAACCACAACAUCGAUCAGGUCUGGUUUUGAAGGCCGAGAAGUAGCACUUUGAAAAACACUGCGAUGAAUCUACAAAGGAGUUGUCAGGACAAUUUUUGCACAACCACUUUGUCAUAACAAAUAAAUAAAAAGUGUUUUUUGGAACAAUACAGUAUAUCAUACACCCAGAAAGGGUGUAUGAUAUGAAGACGUGUGUCCUCCACACAAUUUACAGUUCACAUCUUGUAAACAUACAAAUAAUACCAUUUAUUAGGUGUAAGAACAAAUACUGGAGGAAAGGAUUUUUUUGGGGGGCCAAAUAUUGAUGCUAUUCAUCUUACUUUCAGACACAGCUUCCAUCUUAAGACUUUUUUUUUUUUUUUGGGAUAAAGAGUUAAAAUAUUUCCUAGUCACAGAAUAACACAUUCAAACGCAUCAUUAGUUUGAUCUACCUAGGUACACAAAACACUUGAACAUGUAAAUCUGUCCGCUUAUCCUCACGAGGGUCGCGGCCUGCAGGUGAGCUGGAGCCUAUCCCAGCUGACUUUGAGGAAGAAAAAAUGUACACCCUGGACUGGUUGCCGCAUACAGUACAGACAAACACCCAUUCACACAAUAUUAUUGUAAUAAAACUGUACACAAUGUGUACUGCAC